Molecule: messenger RNA, 1218 nt
Organism: Durio zibethinus
Lineage: Eukaryota; Viridiplantae; Streptophyta; Magnoliopsida; Malvales; Malvaceae
Source: RefSeq, a predicted model, not a curated record
CACAGCAGCAGACUUAAAAUAGAGACAGAAACUCAGAAAAAGAUGAAGAAUAGUUUGGUUUUCUUGUUGAUUUCUCUGAUAGGAUUGAGUGGAUUUGUAGGAAUACUGUGCCGAGGAGGAGGGUUGAAGAAAGAUUUUUAUGAGAAGAGUUGCCCCCAUGCUGAGCAUAUUGUUCAAAGCAUAACUUGGAAAUAUGUUGCUUGCAAUUCCACUUUGCCUGCAAAAUUUCUCAGAAUGCAUUUUCAUGAUUGUUUUGUUAGGGGCUGCGAUGCCUCAGUGCUGUUGGAUUCUACAGCAAAUAACUCAGCGGAAAAGGAUGCAGUUCCAAAUCAAUCCUUGGCAGGAUUUGAUGUUAUUGAUGAGAUCAAGAGCCAUCUAGAGAAGACUUGUCCUGAAGUAGUCUCUUGUGCAGAUAUCUUAGCUUUAGUUGCUAGAGAUUCAGUUUCAUUCCAAUUUGGAAGGCCAUUGUGGGAAGUGCCAACUGGGAGAAGAGAUGGUAUCAUUUCCAGAGCUUCUGAGGCUCUUGCCAAUAUUCCUUCACCAUUCUUCAACUUCACCACCCUCAAACAAUCUUUUGCCAACAAAAGCCUUACAGUUCACGAUCUUGUUGUUUUGUCAGGUGGACAUACUAUUGGAGUUGGACAUUGCAAUUUCUUCAGCAACAGGCUAUACAACUUCACAGGAAAAGGUGAUGCAGAUCCAUCUCUAAACUCAACCUACGCUUCUUUCCUGAAAACCAAAUGCAAAAGCCUAUCAGACAACACAACUAUAGUGGAAAUGGAACCUGGAAGCUCCUUAUCCUUUGACAACAAUUACUUCUCAAUCUUGAAGCAAAAUAAAGGCCUUUUCCAAUCUGAUGCUGCCCUAUUAACAGACCAAGGCUCUAGCAACAUUGUCGAUGAGAUGCUUAAUUCGAAAAAUUUUUUCGAUGAAUUUAAACAAUCAAUGGAAAAGAUGGGAACAAUUGAAGUGCUUACAGGAACUUCAGGAGAGAUCAGGAAAAAGUGCACUGUGAUCAAUUCUUAAUGGCAAACUGUUACUAUCCAGCUUUUGUAGCUUGGCCGGGUCUAUGAAAUUUAAGUAUUUUCAAUGUUUUGAACCAGCAGGAAAGUUUCUUUAUAAUGUUCAAUUAAGUAUUGUAUUGAGUUGAAAAGAAUGUCUUGUGAAAUAAUUUCAAUGUUUUGUUUGAUCAUAUGGUGAGGUUAUAACAAAGUUAUC